UAAAGGUGUUUUCAGAAUAGAAAAAAACUAUUUUGUGUUAUAUCGGUUAUAAAUUUCUUAUUUCACAGUUUUCCUAGUUAGCUACUAGCUAAACGACUUAAGUUAUGACGAGCACAUGCGCACUAUCGUUAGUUGUCUUUCUCCGCGUAACGGGACGUUUCGAGGUGAAGAAGACGACAUUUUGGGGCAGCAGCAGCUCUACUGCAGUCUGAGGGCAGACACAGGAAGUGGCGUCACUGUUAGCACAAACACAAACAGGGCAGCUCUGGAUAUCUCCACCAAGGACCCUCAGGAUGACUUUGAGAUCCUGCUGAGAGUCGGAGGAGGAACUUACGGAGAGGUUUACAAGGCUCGAAACAAACAGAACAGCGAACUGGCAGCUAUUAAAGUCAUAAAGAUGGAGCCAGAGGAUGAUUUUUCCAUUAUCCAGCAGGAAAUCGUCAUUGUGAAAAGCUGCAAACAUCCCAACAUCGUGGCUUAUUACAGCAGCUACAUACGAGCCAACAAACUGUGGAUCUGCAUGGAGUUCUGCGGAGGAGGUUCUCUUCAGGACAUUUAUCACGUGACAGGUCCUCUGUCUGAACCACAGAUAGCCUACGUGUGCAGGGAGAUGCUUCAGGGCCUGGACUACCUGCACGCUCAGAAGAAAAUUCACAGAGAUAUUAAGGGAGCAAACAUCCUCCUGAACGAUCAGGGCGAGGUCAAACUGGCUGAUUUUGGGAUCUCGGCUCAGAUCACGGCCACUCUGGCUCGGAGGAUGUCCUUCAUCGGGACGCCGUACUGGAUGGCGCCGGAGGUCGCAGCCGUGGAGAUCAAAGGCGGCUACAACGAACUUUGUGACAUCUGGUCCGUGGGCAUCACCGCCAUCGAGCUCGCAGAGUUGCAGCCCCCGAUGUUCGACGUCCACCCGCUGCGAGUUUUGUUUCUUAUGUCUAAGAGCGGCUACCAGCCCCCGAAACUGAGGGACAAAUCAAAAUGGUCGUCUAAUUUCUAUAAUUUUGUAAAAGCCAUGUUGGUGAGGAACCCAAAGAAGAGACCGAGCGCCUCCAAGUUGCUCUCCAAUGUUUUUGUGACCCAGCUGGCUCUGAACCGGGACCUGACCCUGGACCUGCUGGAGAAAUAUCGAAACCCUGAGAAAGUGAAAACCUGUGUGGUGACAGAGGACGAUGAGAUGGAAGUGGCAUCGUCCUCCUCGUUAAGGAGGAUCCAGUCCAUCAACAAACACAACCGGGCCGAGAGAACCAACUCUGACAUCAGUUUUGAACAGAUUUACACUCAGAGGCCGACGAAGACAGAUUCACCGAACGUAACGUUAAGACCAUCAGUGAGUUCAACAGGCAGCACCAGCAGUCCUUCCAGGGAAGCAGACACGGACUCUGACAAUGACUAUGAUGAUGUGGGCAUCCCUACGAUACAACCGUCGGGUCUCCUAACGCCAGAAGGUGGAACCCCUCCUCCACUUCCACCAAAGCCUAAAGCUCGUACCAGCUCAGAAGAAAGCAUGGCGGGAGAAGACGAUCGAACUAAGAAACCCUGCUCCUUGUACGCCCCCUCCCCUCUCAUGAGGACCUCCAGCGGCACACACGUCCGACCCACACCUAACCCACAGUCCUCACGACACUCAGACCCUCCAUCGUUACCGUAUCAGUUUGAGAAUCGAGCCGACUCGCUUCCCCCUGAACUUCCUCCAAAAGACUUCAGAAGACGAAAACCGCCGUCAAAGGACUCUCCCGAGUGUCCCAGCCCCAUUUUAAGGAAACCUCCAGUUUACUUUAAGAAGAUAUUUCACGGCAGCCCUCUGAAAAUAAACUGCUCUACGACGUGGGAAAACCCUGUCUCCAAAGAGCAGCAUCUGAUCCUGGGGGCUGAAGAAGGGAUCUACACCCUGAACCUUUACAGCACUGAGGCCACGAUGGAGCUGUUGUAUCCUGGGAAGUGCACCUGGGUCUACACCAUUAAUAACAUCCUUAUGUCUGUAUCAGGUAAAUCGUCGCAGCUCCACUCACAUUCCCUGAAGGAGCUGUACGAACAGGCUCGGAAAGACCAGAGGAUGGUUCCCCUACCGACCCACAGGCUGUUAUCAAGAAAAUGUCCGGUAACGUGUAAAAUACCCGAUACGAAAGGCUGCAGGACCUGCUCAGUUGGGGGGAACAUUCUGCGUGGUUGUGUGUUUCUGUGCUGUGCUCUGGACUCCAGUGUGGUUCUGCUGCAGUGGUAUGAGCCCAUGCACAAAUUCAUGCUAAUCAAGCAUUUUGACUUCCCCCUACCCAACCCUCUGCGGGUGUUUGAGAUGGUGAUGAUGAACCAGCAGGAGUACCCCAUGGUGUGUAUCGGUGUGUCGCGGGGGUCGAGCCCGGACGUCCCUGUCAGUUUAGAAUACAUCAACCUGAACUCCAGCACGUCCUGGUUCUUCAACUGCGGCCUGGAGAAACCCUCCCCUGAUGUGGCUCAGGUCUACCAGAUGGACAACUCCUCACUACUCGUGCUCAUGGAGAGGUCGGUGCAAAUAGUUGGUCUGGAUGGAGAGCUGAAGAACAACAAAUAUCUUCCCCAUGAAGCCUCCUUCUCUCAUGAUGUUGAAUCGAUAGUGUUUUUUGAUGAUUCGUUCUUGGCCGUUUGGCGUCACGGCUGGCAGAGGAGAGGACGAGGUUUCACAGAUGUGCUGGAAGAGGUGACGGACCACAGGAAGAUCCACAGGAUGGUGAAGUCAGACAGGAUGGUUGUUUUGGAAACACGUCAAGUUGAAGACCAAUCAGGUCUGUCUAAUCUGUAUCUACUGGAAGUUGCUGAGAACUACGUCUUGCUGUAGUGAUGCUUCAGUGUGUCGAUCCCGGGCACGAUGGGAGGACUUCCUGCUGUGAACGCCUCUGCUGAAGGAUGAAAACAAACACGCGUUUGUGAGCGUUGUCUUUACAUCUGGCUGGCAUCAGUGCAGAUUUAUUUUUACCCAGAUGGGGAAGUGAUGUCGGGACAGGACUGUGUUGUAGCUCUUGUUCCUCCGUUGGAGGGAUUCAGCUCUUAUUUAUGCUCCUUUAAACUUUGUUUGAGAUCCAGAAGAGUCCGGAGAGUUCAAAGAGCUGAGGAAACCUUACCUGAUAAGCCGGUUAAAAACAGCGAAGAGGAGCGAGCCCGUCCAUUUUUCUGCCACAGUAUUAUUGACCACAGCAUCCUGCAGAGACUGACUUCCCAAGCUUCAAGCUUCAAAGGAGUGAAGUUCUGCCAUCUUUCAUGCGGUAUUUUGUGAACUGAACUUAUCCGACAGUGUUUCAUCACUGUGUUGUUGUUACACUCUAAUAAAAUAAAUUUUACAUAUGA
Austrofundulus limnaeus is the source of this 3315-nucleotide messenger RNA. RefSeq names its product mitogen-activated protein kinase kinase kinase kinase 1 (gene map4k1). The coding region runs from base 116 to 2809 and encodes 897 amino acids. The record is from RefSeq and is a predicted model, not a curated record. Gene Ontology annotation, cellular component: cytoplasm. Lineage: Eukaryota; Metazoa; Chordata; Actinopteri; Cyprinodontiformes; Rivulidae. The transcript has 34 exons. Gene Ontology annotation, biological process: intracellular signal transduction; protein phosphorylation. Gene Ontology annotation, molecular function: MAP kinase kinase kinase kinase activity; ATP binding.